UCAGUAGUACAGUGGUUGUGGUGUUCUGAACUGAUCACAGAACAGCGCUGAGCGUCGCUCGCAACUCUACGUAACGUUACACACUGACUCCAUUUUGUGUGAGGGGCUGUUCGCACUUCGCACUGACACGACACGUUCAGAGGAGAAACAUCAAGUAGAGGAGGAUGAGUGGUUGUCGUAUUUUCAUCGGUCGAUUAAACCCGUCUGCUCGAGAGAAGGACGUCGAGCGGUUCUUCAAGGGUUAUGGAAAAAUCAGGGACAUUGACCUGAAAAGAGGCUUCGGAUUUGUAGAAUUUGAUGAUCCGAGAGAUGCAGAAGAUGCUGUUUAUGAGCUUGAUGGAAAAGAGCUCUGCAAUGAGAGGGUGACCAUCGAACAUGCCCGUGUCCGUCUGCGGGGGGGCCGAGGCCGAGGUGGCAGUGGAGGACGUUUUCCUGGUCGGUAUGCUCGUGGCUCCCAGGACAGCCGGAGGAAUCCUCCACCAAUGCGCACAGAGAAUCGCCUCAUUGUGGAGAAUUUGUCAUCGAGAGUCAGCUGGCAGGACUUGAAGGAUUUCAUGAGACAAGCUGGAGAGGUUACGUUUGCAGAUGCCCAUCGGCCAAAGCUUAAUGAGGGUGUGGUUGAGUUUGCUUCUCAUAGUGAUCUAAAAAAUGCCCUGGAGAAGUUGUCUGGGAAGGAGAUCAAUGGAAGGAAAAUCAAACUUGUUGAGGCGACCAGGAAAAAAUCCAGAACUCGCUCUCGUUCAAACAGCUCAUCCCGUUCUCGUUCCCGAGGGCGCUCCACAUCACGUUCUCGUAGCCGCUCCCGUUCCCACAGCCCCAAAUCAAAUAACCGCUCCAGAAGUCGGUCCCGUUUGGCCAGUGCUUCUCCUGUGCGGCCCAAAGAAGCACCACGUGCUGAAUCAGCAUCACCGCCGCCCCCAGCACAGCGCCCCCCACCGUCCCGUUCCCCGUCUGCUGACAGUCGUCAUUAGCCUCCGCUGCCCUGUGUGCUGAGAGAUGUGUCUGUGGUCAACACUGCAAGAGGCUGAUGAAGUUAGCAAUAUUGCGCCAUCUUUGAUCAGUUUAGGUCCUGUAAGUGGAGAGACAGCCUCUCUACAUGCCAGGAGUUUCACAGCACGGGCUCGGUUGCUAGUUUAAAGGCAUUUGACAGGAGAAUCGCAUUCAAUCAGGAAUAUACUGCUCUUUUGGUUGUUGUUUUUUUAAGUUCAUGUCUAAAAUGGGUAUGUGGUUGUUAUUUUUAUCACUAUAUAAAGAGUGAGGUUUGAUUGAUGUUGAGUCUUUAAUUGUAUAAAUAUAUUUAAGGACGAGCCAGUAAAUGUGAUUGUUUUCAAUUAGUGCGACCCUAUGAUGUGUGUUGAAAAUACUGAAUUAGGAUUCAAUACAUAGUAUGACUCAUGACAAGAAGACCAGAAAAAGUGCUUCAUGAAAGGCUGAUAAGAAUAUGAAUUUCAAGUGCAAGAACUGCCACACAAAAUGAGGUGCAAAAACAAAAUGAACAGCCAUUUCAUAUCCUACAUAUAUAGUAAAAGGAAGUUUCUAAUACUUUGCGGGUCUUUCAGUGUUUUAUGAAAAAGCCUGUGCCGUUUGGGCCAGCGAACUGUAUAUUUUUGUUACUUCAUGAAUAUACAGUAAGUGUGAAUUGUUUGUAAUGUGGAUGCUUGAAUUAUAAUCAAAGAAUCGCCCAAGUUCCCUCCACGUUGCAUGACAAAAGAGAUCUUUUCAUAUUUGUGAACCCCGUAUCAUAUACACCCUAUUCAUAUGCAUUUAAUUUCUCACUGUGGAUACACAUUUCAAUGUUGCAUUAGUUUGUAGGAGUAAAUUAUGCUUUUUUUGCAAUGCAUAGUUUCUUUUAUUUAACAAUUCAGGAUAUGAUUUUAAUGUCAUUUCUGAUGCAUCAUGUAUUCCGGUUUUAUGUAAAAAUCUGUUUUAGUCUGGAUAUGUUUUGAUGCAUGUGUUACCGUUCUGUUCCAGGUUACAAAUAUUACACAUGAAAAUGUUUUUGAACAUUUACAGAGUUUGUGUAGCACUGUUAAAAAUGAAUAAAUUACUGAAAAACUGUUA
Molecule: messenger RNA, 2061 nt
Organism: Cyprinus carpio (common carp)
Lineage: Eukaryota; Metazoa; Chordata; Actinopteri; Cypriniformes; Cyprinidae
Product: serine/arginine-rich splicing factor 5-like
Cellular component (GO): cytoplasm; ribonucleoprotein complex; nucleus
Molecular function (GO): mRNA binding
Source: RefSeq, a predicted model, not a curated record